Messenger RNA from Episyrphus balteatus (marmalade hoverfly), 1985 nucleotides. Its product is annotated as transmembrane protein 64. Lineage: Eukaryota; Metazoa; Arthropoda; Insecta; Diptera; Syrphidae. The transcript has 4 exons. The record is from RefSeq and is a predicted model, not a curated record. The coding region runs from base 684 to 1781 and encodes 365 amino acids.
UCCAACUCUGUGCUCCAUCCAAUAAAAUCUCCAUUUCUCACCAACAGCACCACGACCACUUCUGAACAAAAACACUGCAAAUUCCAUCAUUUGAACAGUUUUCCGCGGCUCUAUCUAAAGUGUAGUUCGUUUAGAGAAGAAAAAAGAAAGAAUUCGUUAUUAUAUUGCUCAAUAUAUCAAAUCCAUUCCAGUGCGUUUUUUAAUGCAAAAAGGGUGGUCUGGUGAAAUCCCCUUUUGCUCCCAUCUCCACAACUUUUGUGUGUGUGAAAAACAUAAAUCAUUGAUCUUCCAUCAAAACAUUACCAAAAUAAUAAAUUCCUUAUUUUAAGACCUUGCCAUUGAAUAAGUUAUUUGUUCACUAUAGUUUUACAAGGUUAAAUAAAGACGAAAAAAGAAAACCUGUUUUUUUUUAUAAAAAUUCCAGAAUUGGCCCUGUUUUUACUUUCACUCUCUUUGCUCUCUCCCCCUCCCACUCGAUUACACAACAAAAUAAGAAGACUUUUUUUUUCCUAUAAACUUCAUAAAAAUUAUGCUUCACUCGUCUCUCAUUCAAAUUUGAUUAUAAUAUAAACUUUCUAUUUUGAUACUUUUUUUCUUUUGUGGAACGAAAAAAAAGUAAGAACAAAGAUUCCCUCGCUGUAUUCCCCUCUCCCACAUCUGUGUGGAAGAGCAAAUCAAAAUAAAUGUCAUCCACAUCAGAAAAAGCCCAAGUGGAAGUUACAACAACAACAACAACAAAUCCAACAACUCCACCACAAUCAGCUGAAACUUCAGCAGCCGCUGCUGUGGCAGCAUCAACAAGCUUAGCACAAGCUGUUGAUAAAAUGAUGAUUCUGGACAUGAACGCUCGGCUCCAAGAGGAGCCAUCUAGUAGCGUCAAGUCCAAGGCUCCCGUGACUCUCAUUGUCCAUGAGAAUAAUGGCAAAAUAAAUACCAGCCUUACAACAGACAGUGACAGUGGUUGUGAGCGCGACGAACAUGACACUCUGACCAAUUCCAAGAGCAGACGACCUACCAAUUCGGUGUGUCUUCGUGUACACGGUUUCAUCUCAGACCAUUGGUACCUUAGCUAUUUGGUACCGCUAGCUAUAGUUUGUGCACUUGUUAUAGUUGCUUAUUUGAUGAGAGAUUAUGCCCGCGAAUUACUCUAUUGGGUAGAGACACAGAAUCCUUGGGUGGUUUUUGGUAUAUUUAUGUGUUUGUUUGUGUUGGUGAGCUUCCCAAUUGUUGUGGGUUACUUUGUGCUGAUGAUUAGCAGUGGAUAUUUGUUUGGGUUCAUCAAAGGUCUGUUGACUGUGAUAUUGGGUGCCAAUAUUGGGAUUACUAUAGCCCAUUUGACGCUGAGGAGUUUACGACAUCGGCUGCCAGUUCAUAAAUUAAUUAAAAACGAAACUGGUCGUGCCAUACUUCGGGUCAUAUCUGGACCAAGAGCAUUUAGAGUAGUUUUAUUCACACGACUAACGCCCAUACCAUUUGGAUUACAAAAUGCAAUUUUUGGGAUCAGCACAGUUAACUCGCGUGUAUAUCAUACGGCAACAUUUUUAGGUCUAUUGCCUGCUCAAACGAUAAAUGUCUACCUUGGAUCGACACUAAGAUCAAUGCAUGAAGUGCUUAAUAAUCAUGGAACAGCUGUAACAGGCUACAUAAGCUUUGGAAUCGAGGUUAUCUUUGGAGUUGGUUUAAUGAUUUGGGUAGUGCAAAAAGCCCGAAAAGAACUAGCUACAACCCUCCUAUCCGAAUACUCAGGUAGCGAAAGCAAGCUCAACGAUAUUCAAGUGUAAAGUACAUUAGUGUUAACCAAAUAUUAAGAUAUUAUUUAAGAGUUAUUAUUCUAAGUCAAAGCAUUUUUUUUUUUUAGGUUAAAUUGUUAUUUUUUAAUAAAAAAAAGGUAAAUAUACGAGUAUAUUUUUCGUUUAAGAAAAGUAUUAACAUAAAAAUGAGAAUAUACAUAGAAAUUAUGUAACAAAAAAAAAAAAAAACAAAAA